Molecule: messenger RNA, 3950 nt
Organism: Schizosaccharomyces cryophilus OY26
Lineage: Eukaryota; Fungi; Ascomycota; Schizosaccharomycetes; Schizosaccharomycetales; Schizosaccharomycetaceae
Product: CAND1/TIP120 protein
Exons: 2
Coding region: 150-3797 (1215 amino acids)
Biological process (GO): SCF complex assembly; protein ubiquitination
Cellular component (GO): nucleus
Source: RefSeq, a predicted model, not a curated record
UUUCAAUAGUUCUUUACUUAUUCAUUUUAUAUUUUAUAUUUUUCCUAUUUCUUUUUUGAAUGCCCAACUAGAAAUGCUGAUAUUAAGCAGCUCAGCACAAGACAAGUACGUACCCACUGGCCUUUUUCUAAAGUUUAUACCAAAGCAAUAUGGCAGAGGAUAGACUGCUUCAAAAAUACUCACAAAGUUCUGAUAAGGACUUACGCUACAUGGCAUUGAGCGACUUGGGAAAUGAAAUCAAUAAAGAAAGACGAUCAAGUAUUGCAGAAUCAUUCUCUAGUCAAAAUUUUACAGAAACGUUGAUUAAAGCGUUAAAAGAUCCUGCUCCUGAGGUGCAACAAGAAGCUGCGCGAUGUGUUUCUCUAUUGUCUCUUAAGGUUUCUGAUCAGACAUUGGAACACCUAAUUGACCUACUGUUAAUUGAGUUUUCAAGGUCCUAUGAAAAGAAUUAUAUUGCUGCAUUGUGGAUGAUUCUGUCUCAAUCUGAUGCACAAUCUAGUUUGACUUUUUUUUACUGUUCAAAAGUUUUACCUAAAAUUAUUAAUAUACUAGAAACUCAAAGUAACGAAUCAGAGGAGUCUUUAAGUCUUUUAUCAAUUGCAAAUGAUUCAUUGGAAUUAUAUUCUUCGUCACUUUCAGUUUUGUCAACUGAUGUUGCAUCUGCGUCUUUCAAGGUAUUUCAAAACUAUAGUAUGAACUCCAAGCGUGCCUCGAUCUCAAAAAAGUCUAUCAAUUGUAUUUGUAUUUUAUCUAUAUAUGGACCUGAGCAGUGUUUAACUACACUUCUUUCCAUUCUGAAGGAGCAACUGAUGGUUAAACCAUCCACUUCCAAUCUUCAUACGUCCGUCCUUUUACUUAACCAGUUACUACUUGCAUCUGCAAGUAGUACUACAGAAUUAUCUAUUAAGUUUUCUGCAUCAGCACCAGGUUAUCUUACGGUCAUCUUGAAUUUAUUAAAGGAUGAUCAUAAUUCUUUCGACACAGUGCAAUUACUUCUGAAUACCGUUUCACUUUUGGUAAAAUAUCAAAACCCAAUUGUUGAAAAUACAUGCAAAGAAGUUCUGAAUGUUCUGAAAGAAAAAGUUCAAUUUGACCCUAAUAUUGUUUCAGAUGCUGAAGAUGAAGAAGAUAUCCAAGACUUUGAUGAAGACGAUGAUUUUGGAAGUAUGUACGAAGAUGAAGAAGACAAUGCAUGGUUAAUUAGGCGAGAAGCUAUCUCAGUUGCCUCCUCAUUAAUAACUUUUCACGUUGAAUUGCUAAGUGUCUUAUGGGAAGAUUUUGGAGAGUAUAUCAUCAAAGCUUUGUCUGAUAGAGAAGAUAACGUCAAGCUUUCUGCAAUUGGAUUUCUCGACUUAUUUUGCGAGCAAAUUUCUGUUUGGAAAUCAGAAAAUUUAAAGCCUAAAGGAAAGAGAAAAUUUUCAGAGCUUUCAUCGCUUUCGACUAGUACACCUGAUGUAAUUUUCGCAAAUUCUCUUCCUUCUUUAUGUGCUUAUUAUCAGAAAUUCUCAAAAAAAUCUUCAUUGUCGAUUAAAAUUGGUUUGGUUAAUUUAGCAUCUCGCAUUUUUCGGACGGUCUCAGAUAAGCUUGAUAAUCAUUUUAUUGGAAUAAUGUCAAUUUUGAAUUCCUUCCAAAAUUAUGCGACCUUGGAACUAAGAGUUAAGCUUGAUAUUGUGAACUUGAUUUCUGCGAUCGUCUCCUCCAAUGUAAAAAUUGAAUGUUUGGAAAAGCUCCAACCCUUAAUAACAUCCGUUCUCAUUUCUGCUUCUGAAGAUAAAUAUCUUGAAUUAGUUUUUAAAGCCGUUCAAGCAGAAAUACUUCAAUGUGAAUAUUAUGCACGCGUUGCUCCCAACACUCUUCGCAAUGAAAUAAUGGAAAUGGCUAACACGAAUAUUGAACUUCUUUCAUCAGGAAACUUGGAUCAGCGUAUCAGGGUACUCCUAAUCAAAUUUCUAUCGAAAACAGUUAUUUACCAUCAAGGAAACAUUUCUACUGAAUUUCUGUAUGCCGUGAUUUCAGUUUUAGCAAAUAAAUUUGAUGAGGAACCAACUCGCCUCCAAGCUGCGAAUGCCCUGACUGAUAUAUUUUCACAGUCUCGAAGCCUUGAUCUGCUAAAAGAAAAUCAAAAAAUGCUAUUACAAAAGAUUUUUGCCUGUUGUGUCCUAUACGCCAAGAAAGUUGACUUGUCUCUUGUUAUCAACAGUUUACGUUUAUUGCGAGUAAUACUUCCAAUUGAGCCUUACAUAUUAACAGAAGAUAAAAUAAAUAAAUUGACUGAAUUUUUGUUUGGCUUGGAUUUUGUCGAACCUGAUGUUAUCGUUGCAAAAUAUAGUUGCCUAUUGGAGAUCCCGAUUGAAUAUUUGAUGAAAUAUCGGGAGGCUAUUUUAUCGGAUUCCUUUUCAUUUUUACAAAAUAAAGAAGUUCCCAAUGAUCCAGGUUUCAUUGAAUCUGUUGCGAAAUUGAUAGCCAAAAUUCUCGACAAAGAAUCUCUUCCCGAAUUCAUUAAUAAGCUAAGUACUCUUGAAAAAUCCCUGGAAGAAUCUUUUACGAUUGGAUUAUUAGCAAACAAACUCGCAAUGUUAUCUGCAGAUGUUAGCAUUUCUAAGAAAAUUUUUAACGAUUUAGUGAACCCAAAGUCAGAGAAACUCCAAAAGAGAUUCUGUAUCUGUUUUGUUGCUUCCAUGGAAUUUUAUGAUCCUUCUCUUAAUAUACAAAGCUACUUUGAAGCUUUAACGAAUCAAUUAAAUUCACCUAAUGAAGAAAUAACUCAAGCUGCAGCAAUUGGAGUUGGAAAACUGGCAACAAAGGAUGAAUUCUUCGUUCAGACCUUAUGUACAUUAUAUGAUUCAGAUGCUUAUUCUCGUGAACUUUUAGUAACUUCUCUUAUUAAUGUUCUCAGAAAUCAAUUGAAAGCAGAUACUGCCGAAAACAUUUGGACUACUGUAUGUCGAUUUUUGGGAGACGGAAGUGUUGCUAGGCUGCAUGUCUCAGAAUGUCUUGGAUUGCUUUUAUUGCAAGAUUCUAUUAAUUUAUACCCAAAAUUGCUGGAGCUUUCAACGAAAAACACUUCUGAGUUAAAAAUGCAAGCCUUAAGCAUUCUUCGUUUUAGCCUAUCUUAUCAACAUCAGAAAUGGUACAAUGCUGAGAAAACAACUUUCUUGAAUAUCUAUAAAUUAUUAAAUGAUUCAGAUGUCCACGUUCGUGAAGAAGCGCUGCAGCUAAUAUUGACUGCAAUAAGGAACAAGCCUAAGUAUAUAGAAGAAGUAUUUAAUGAUCUUGUAUCUGCUUUACUCUCCAAAUCUGUGGUGGACCCGAAUAGCAUACGAACUGUACAGAUGGGACCUUUCCAACAUAAAGUUGACGAUUGUCUUCUACAAAGACAACUCGUUUUUGAAAUCUUUUAUUCUUUGCUGGAGUUCCAGGAGUCCAAAAAUAAAAUAGAUAUAUUUACGCAGGUUAUUUCAACAGGACUUGAGGAUGAACAAUAUAUUAACCUACUUUCUAUCUCCAUUUUAGAAAGAUUGAUAGAAGUCAGUCCAUCAGAUAUAUUUCAACGACUGAACCUCGUACUAGAGCCGUUGAAAAAUAUUCUGAAAAAGCAGUUGACCGAGAAGUCACUAAAAACUGAUUCGGAAAAUAUCCUUGAUUUAGUUCGCGCUGCUUUGAGAGUAGUGAUUUCCUUGAAAGCAAAAUGCAACAAACCGGAAGUUCUGGCUUUAGACAAUGAGACUCGAAAAGGGCCUUAUGCUCUAGAGUACUUAAAUGUUGAAAAUGAAUUAAAAGGAUUGAAAAUUGUAUAAACUAACUAGCAAGUUCAAGAAAAAUCUAGUCUUAUACAGUGUAUCUUGUACUGUUACAUUGUGAAUAGUCUUGAUGGUUAUAUGAGAUUAAUGAUAUUACAAAAUGAAGAUGAAUUAAAUCGAGAUGAUUUAUAUUUAUAAUUUAAUUUAGAC